AUGAAGUUUGGCAGGGAAUUAGCAUCCCAGAUGGUGCAAGAAUGGCAGGAAGCAUACAUGGACUAUAAUUAUCUCAAAACAUUGCUCAAAGAUGUCUUGAGAUUUCAACAGAAAAAUGCUUCAUCCUCUGAAGAAAUUUCUAGAUCGCAUUCUCUGCAGAGAAGGGUAUCCAUGUACAGAGCCUUUAGCGGGCUAACGAGUCGAUACAGUACUCUCAAAGGCUCCCCUAGGAAGAAUUCUCCAAGGAAUAGUGAGGAUGAAGUUAUACUAGUUAGUGCAGUACAGGGAGAGGGUUCAGAAAGUUGUUAUCAAACCAUGUUCUUGAGGUCUUCAGAAGAAGGUGGAGAAUAUGAACUCGUUUUCUUUAGGAGACUUGAUGAUGAAUUCAAUAAAGUGGUUAAGUUUUACAAGAAUAAAGUGGAGGAAGUGAAAAUGGAGGCAGAGGAAUUGAGCAAACAAAUGGAUGCUCUUAUUGCUCUUCGAAUUCGAGUUGAUAAGCCUUCGGUAGCACAAAAUUGUGCUCGAGAAACGAAUUUUUCAUCAUCUGACGCCAGCGAUUCAUCCCCAGCAACAGUUAUUGCAACUGUGAAUGGAAAUAAGCAAGGAGGAUUGCAUAUGGAUGUAAUUCAAGAAAUUGAGAUGGGGACUUGUGAAGAUGAAAAGAAGCUAGAAAACAAGAUGGAUUCAAAUGGUUUUUGGCCUCCUUCAUUACAAGUUUUGGAUCAUGUAAAAAUCAAUGUGGAACCAGACACCCCAGUUUCGACUCUGAAAAAUGUCAUCAUGAGUUCAAAAUCUGACCUAUCAUUCAGCAAGGAUGAACUAAGAAAAGUAGAAAAAAAGUUGAGACAUGCCUUCAUUGAAUUUUACCAGAAGCUUCGACUUCUGAAGAGCUAUUGUUUCUUGAAUAUGUUGGCAUUCUCCAAGAUUUUGAAGAAAUAUGACAAGAUAACUUCAAGGAAGGCUUCCAAAUCUUACUUAGAGAUGGUUGAUAAGUCCUAUCUUGGUAGCUCUGAUGAGGUUAACAGACUCAUAGAAAAACUAGAGGCUACAUUUAUUAAGCAUUUCUCGAAUGGAAAUCGAAGGAAAGGAAUGAAUUCUUUGAAGACGCAAGCUAAGAAAGAGAGGCACAGGAUAACUUUUUUCCUUGGUUUAUUCACUGGCUGCUCAAUAGCACUGGCAGUGGCUAUUAUUGUCUCUAUACACGGGAGAAAUCUUCUUAACCACGAGGGACGUGGGCAGUAUAUGGACAAUAUAUUUCCACUUUACAGCUUAUUUGGAUUCAUUGUCCUACACAUGGUCAUGUACGGAGGGAACACAUACUUGUGGAGACAUUUCCGAGUGAACUAUCCAUUCAUAUUUGGAUUCAAGCAAGGAACAGAAUUGGGAUAUAGAGAAGUUUUUCUUCUAGCUUCUGGCCUUUCAGUACUCGCAUUGGCUGCUGUACUCUCGAACCUUGACAUGGAGAUGGACCCGAGAACUAAAAGUUUCAAAACAUUGACUGAAUUGGUUCCACUAGGUCUAGUCACUGUUCUGCUAUUUAUAACAUUUUGUCCUUUCAAUAUCAUAUAUCGUUCUAGUCGCUUCUUCCUCAUCAAAUGCGCUUGGCAUUGCCUUUGUGCACCUCUUUAUAAGGUUACUCUCCCUGAUUUCUUCUUGGCAGAUCAGCUUACAAGCCAGGUUCAGGCCUUCAGGAGUUUGCAAUUCUACAUCUGUUACUAUGGAUGGGUUAUUCCAUUCUGGUCACGCUUUCUUCAGUGCCUACGCCGGUUGGCCGAGGAGAAAGAUCCGAUGCAGGGAUUUAAUGGCCUUAAAUACUUAUCAACAAUUGUGGCUCUUGUGAUGAGGACGGUAUAUGAUUUAAGGAAAGGAAUGUUUUGGAAAAUCAUGGCUGCAUCUAGUUCAGGAGUUACCACAAUUUUCAGCACAUACUGGGAUAUUGUUAUUGAUUGGGGACUUUUGCAAAGGAAUGCAAAAAAUCCAUGGCUGAGAGAUAAACUUCUGGUGUCAAACAAGGCUGUGUACUUUGUAGCUAUUGUGGUUAACAUCCUUCUGAGACUGGUAUGGAUGCAGUUAGUUCUGGAUUUCAAUGAAGCACCAUUUCUCCAUAGGAGAGCCAUGAUUGCAGUUGUUGCCUGCCUCGAGAUACUUCGCCGCGGAAUUUGGAACUUUUUCAGGUUGGAGAAUGAACACUUGAACAAUGUUGGAAAAUACAGGGCAUUUAAGUCCGUGCCCUUGCCAUUUAACUACGAUGACGAUGACAAAACUGUGUAG
Messenger RNA from Fraxinus pennsylvanica, 2271 nucleotides. The record is from the annotation of a GenBank genome assembly. Lineage: Eukaryota; Viridiplantae; Streptophyta; Magnoliopsida; Lamiales; Oleaceae.